AUGUCAGUGAGUUUCUCAGUAUCGUAUACUUUAAAGGCGAUCAAUCGACCUGAGUUUUUGGCAGAUGUGAGCUGCUGGAGUUGCACUGCCGACCGGCAAGUUCGAAAGCUUCGACUGAUGUAUAUGAGCUCGCUACUGAGCCAAAGCGUUGGCGAUGUUGACAACUCUACUGCGAACGUGAUAGACAACGUUACCAGCAAUCUGGUGUUAGUCCAAAAAGCAAUCGGAGAGAAGAUCGGGAACAUUAUCUACAGCGUUGCAUUUUUUCUUGGAGGCUACCUGGUAGCAGUAGUGUUGAUAUGGAGGAUUUCUCUACUUCUGCUGCCUUGCACGCCGCUGCUCAUAUUACCGAGUGUUCUCUAUGCAAGGAUUGUGCGAAAGUGCGCCCAGAAGAGAUUAUCUUCCCAGAAAGAAGGUGGAACAAUAGUCAAGCAGGCAAUCUCCAACAUAAGAGUGGCGUACGCUUUUACCAGCGAGAAGAGAACACUGCAGCUGUAUUCCAGCUCUCUGGAGAAAGUGGCCGAGAUCGAGAGAGUAGAAAGCCUGGCAAAAGGAGUGACUGUAGGCCUCAACGGCAUCUCGUUGAUGAUCUGGGCUCUUUUGAUGUGGCAGCUUCAAACUGCAAUAAGCGACAGCAAAGGACUUAUUGAGGGCCAAAACGCGAUGAAAAACAUUCUUCAAGCCAUAGAACGCGCACCUUUCAAGCAAUGCCAAGGACGGGCGGGACUGGAGCUUAGAACAGUUGAAGGUCACAUAGCCUUCAAAAGUGUCAGCUUCUCAUAUCCAUCCAGGCCCACGCAGCUCGCGCUUGAAGUCCUCACGCUAGAUAUUCCGGCUGGUAAGCGGCUGGAAUUCCCUCAUCUUCAAUCUGCAUGA
Messenger RNA from Selaginella moellendorffii, 876 nucleotides. Its product is annotated as putative multidrug resistance protein. Gene Ontology annotation, biological process: transmembrane transport. Gene Ontology annotation, cellular component: membrane. The record is from RefSeq and is a predicted model, not a curated record. The transcript has 3 exons. NCBI's taxonomy places the organism in Eukaryota, Viridiplantae, Streptophyta, Lycopodiopsida, Selaginellales, Selaginellaceae. The coding region runs from base 1 to 876 and encodes 291 amino acids. Gene Ontology annotation, molecular function: ATP binding; ABC-type transporter activity.